GCUCGACAAUGAGUGCGCAUAGUGAUGCUAUAGUUGCGUCCAUUCUUAAAACGUACCUAUAAACCACCUUACUACUACUCAGUUUGCACUUCGUGUGUUUUACGAACCAAACGGCGUGAUUAGAAAUCCCCUGUCAAUACGAACUCUAAACACGAAUCUUCCUUCUGUAAAUCGGAUAGAUGUGAAAUAAUUAUUAGGCCUUCUUUGCUAAUCUCAAUGUUGAUACAACUGAAGUAAUCUGCGACCUUGCUUUAAGGUCAGUUUUAUCAUGAAACAUCUCGGAACAUCCAACAGACCUCGAGCAAGAUGUGGUUAGCUCUAAAUUGAAUUUUUUCGAGGCCGGUAUUAAUAAAACGAAUAGGGCAAGUUUUACUUUUUUUAAGUUUAAGAGUACAUGCUCUAAUUGUUUAUAUCCAAUAAAAGUUGCUCGCCAUCUAUUCUGUGACGUAAACACAAACGUGAUUUGCAGUCAGCUGCUGCUGUUACUCACAAUCAGAAUUGAAACGCGCAGAUUCGCUGGAAAGAUCUCUCCGCGUAUAUUCUCUGGCGUAGCCUAUCAUGCGUACAUUAUUGGGUAGUCCAAUCACGCGAGGCUUAUGCCGCCCCGCAGUACAAAACUCAAAGCGGGUGGGAGAGUGGUCCUUUCGGCGAGAGUAUUUUAGCACUAGUGCAGUCUGUUUCGCCGGCAGUAAAUAUAGACCGUCUUCGUGCACGAACAUGGCUCAAAAAGUUCCAUUCGUGCAGUUCAACAAUGAUUUAAAAUUUCCGAUCUUUGGCCUUGGAACGUGGAAGUCUCCACCCGGCGAAGUGACUCAAGCGGUGAAGAAUGCAAUUGAUGCCGGAUACAGACAUAUCGACUGUGCACACGUAUAUGGCAAUGAAACUGAGGUCGGGGCCGCUCUUAAAGAGAAAAUUCAAGAAGGUGUUGUAAAACGUGAGGAUUUGUAUAUCACUAGCAAGUUGUGGAAUACAUUUCAUCGUCCUGAUCUCAUUGAACCUGCUAUUAAGACUACAUUAUGCAAUUUAGGACUGGAAUAUUUAGAUUUGUAUUUGAUUCAUUGGCCUCAAGCAUACAAGUUUUUUUUUAAAAAGGAUUUUAAAGGAUUUUCCAUUUUAUUGCAUUGGAAGAAAAGAAAUAGGUUUAUUCCUGAGAAAGAUGGAAAGACUGUGUACAGUGAUGUGGACUAUGUUGACACUUGGAAAGGAAUGGAAAAGUUGGUGAAGAAAUGCCUGACAAAAUCAAUUGGUGUUUCUAACUUUAACCAUGAACAGAUAGAUCGUGUUUUGGCCAUUGCAGAAAUCAAACCUGUGACCAAUCAGGUCGAAUGCCACCCUUACUUAAAUCAAAAGAAACUGAUUGAGUAUUGUAAGAGUAAAGACAUAGUGAUAACUGCAUACAGUCCUUUGGGAUCACCUGAUCGCCCCUGGGCUAAACCAGGUGAUCCUCAGCUCAUGGAUGAUCCCAAGCUGAAAGAAAUUGCUCAAAAGUAUGGCAAGACACCUGCACAGAUUCUGCUGCGAUAUAAUGUACAGAGAGGCCUCAUCACUAUACCUAAAUCAGUAACCAAGUCUCGCAUUGAACAGAAUAUUGAUAUUUUUGAUUUUGAAUUGAAAAAUGAAGACAUGGAAUGCAUUGACACUUUUGAUUGUAAUGGCCGUUUCUGUCAUCUUAACUGGAUAAAGGACCAUAAAUAUUAUCCUUUCAACAUUGAAUAUUAAGAGUAUGUUUUCAUGGCAUACAAAUCUUGAAUCUCUGAAACAAAUUCCUAGAAAAUUAUUUUUCGCCCGACAAUAAUAAAUGUGUAAAGUUGCAGAUUCGAGGAAUAAAAUGAAGGUUUUUUGGAAAUAAAACUCUAUUUAGAUAUGGUGUAUUUUUUAUUGCUAGUUGGUGUAACAUUCUGUAUUCUCAAUGGCAAAUUUUAUAGCCACUACAUACUACUGAAUAUGUUUCUCACAAUCAAUUACAUGAUACAUAUUCCAUCACUAGACUUCAAGAGAUAAAUGCCUGGUAGCAGGAUUAUCUCAGUUAAUUGAACUGUAUUAUCUCUUGAAUCUGUGAAUCAGAUUUGUCUGCAAUUAUGGGUGAUGCAUUCAUACUUGAUCUCUUUCUAUAUGAAAAAAAUUCUCUUAAAAUGAAACUUUCAAUACUCAAAAGUCAGCAACUGCCAUUACUAUUUAAUCAUUUGCUGCUUGUCUUCAACUUUAAACACCUACGCUCAUCAUCUUUGAGGAAUUUGUUCACAACUGCAAGCUAACAAACAUCAGCCAUUGCCACCUUAUGUGGCAUAGACAUUCAAAACAAUAUUAUAAACUAUAUGAAGACAUUGCAACAAUAUGGUAAAAUAUGAAAAUAUUGAAGUUUUUUUCUGUUUCUAUUUAAUAAUUAAAUACAAUGUUCUUAAGAUGAGAUUUGUGACUAGAUCCUUCACAUUUAAACAAGUAUCAAAAACUGCUUAUUGUAUUAGUAAAUGUUAUUAAUAAAGAAUGUGCAAUUGUAAAAUAUAAACAGAGAUUGCUAAAACAUUGUUGGAUACUUGAUUUAUUAAAAGAAUCUAUUAUUUCAAAUGCAUAUCUUAUAAUUUCUGGUGAACAUAUGCAGACCACAUUUUUCAGAUUUCAAAAUGGGUUAAUCUCUACAGCUGCACAUUACUUUCUAGAGGCAGGGUGGGUUAACCUCUUCUCAAGUAGACAAGUGAAAACCCCUUUUACAAUCCCAUUGGUUAGACCUAUGGCCAGCAGCCUCUGCAUGCACUCCUAGCUCUCGGAGUGCAUGAGGCAGACCAUCCUCAUGGCUUGCUAGCGUACGUUCCUCUGAACCUACAGUGCAGAGCCAUACACAAGCCCAUGGGAGGUAGUGAACGAGUGUUCAUGGUGAUAAAUCCAGUGUUUUGUGAAUUGCAAAUUUAUGGUGGAGCUGAACAGGACCGCCACCACCGCCGAGGACUACUGAGUGGGUCUGGGAUUAUUGGGGCCAGGACCGGGGCCGGAGGUUCGGACAUUUCUCGCAUUACGCGAUUUCCGUGAAUUGCGGGAGCUUCGUGAUACACCCUGGAGUCCACCUCUGCCAUUUUGUUGAGCAGAAGCAGUGGUGGAUUUGUGGCGUCCAUGUCGUCCUUUGCUGGUAUUGGACUGCUUCCCUUGACCUUUGGGCUGAGAGGCUCCACUGGGGACUCCUGAGCCCAUUCUUGUUGGAGGACCUGUUGAAUUUCCACUCUGUGUGUCUGCUCCAUUUCCUCUCUUUCUUGCUGAACUUCCCUCUCCUCCACAUUGUUCAUCUGUCUGCAUAAGUUGUAUGGCAGCUGUGUUGAUAGCUGCUGCAUCUGCUGUUGUCUCAUCAUCUCCUCCUGGCUGAAUGAUGAUGCAUCCUCCAGCACUUGCCCCAUUAUCCGUUUCUCCUGCAGCUGCAGCAGGAACUGUGCCUCGCUCUCCCUGUGCCGCCCGUACCAGUGAUAUUAGACAGGGCCCAGGGAGAGAAAGAUGCUCAAGAAAAAAGGAUUUUUCUGGGAUGGGUAAUAGUCUAGGCUGGCCAUUCACAAAUGGAGGCACUCUUGCAGCUGUCAUUUAGCAAAACUAUAGACAGUUCUUGCAUGCAAUGUAACAUCACAAUACAUGCAAGUCAUUUGAACACAGCCAAUGCAUAUGAUUGACAUUCCUACAAAUCUUGAAAUAGACCAGUGAGUAUCACAUGUAUUAAACAUUAUUAUAAAUUUAUAUAUGAUUCUUUAUCACAGCAGUUAGGUCAAUUUAUUAGCUACUAAUGGGCAAUUUCAAAAUGCAGCCGAAUUUGAUUCAACACAUAUCCAAUAAAACCUCACAUACUUAGUCACAUAAUACACAGUCUUGUAUAAAUAAAGUGUAGUUAAAUGUCCAACAUAUGUCUAGAAGUGACAUUUCAGUAAAAUGUAUCAAAAGUAAAAAAGUAAAAAAUGUAUCAAAACAGUAUGAUGUUUCCAUCUUUUGAGUGGCAAAAGCACUUAGCAAACAAGCAAAUAGGCAAAAUUAUGCAAACAUAAUCCCUUUUGGGUCUUUCAUGGUCAUUUUGGGAGUAUAAAGGUACAAUUGACAAUUUCCAAUAUUUGUAUCUACAAACAUUUACUUUUUACAAAACACAUGCAUAACUAUUUCCCAUGACAAUUGUUUGACCAAUUGAAUUCACAAAGUCUUGUAGAGUGUGAGAUAAUGAUCGUAUAUUUUUGCCUAUAAAGAGAGGAGGCAUCUAGGAACCAGCAUGCAGGCUAUGGAUUUGUUGGCAGGCACACACUAACACUAAAAACAUACAGGCACUCCAGGUCAUGGGCCGAGGUACAAGAGCAGCGCCAGGAUCAUAAGGAGAGAGGCUAGAGCUAGGGCAAAAGAGUCCAGCAGGAUCCAGGAGAGGAGGGGCACCAGGAGCACAGACAGCGUGGGCACUGGCAGCACUGCCUUGCUGCUGCUGGAGUUGGCGAUGUUGGCUGGACUGGAGGCCUCCCCCGUGGCACUGGGGUUCAAGUUGUUCUGCUUCUCGUUGAGUGUCGACAUUUUGUUCCGACUGC
Molecule: messenger RNA, 4532 nt
Organism: Gryllus bimaculatus (two-spotted cricket)
Lineage: Eukaryota; Metazoa; Arthropoda; Insecta; Orthoptera; Gryllidae
Source: the annotation of a GenBank genome assembly